This is a messenger RNA of Mytilus trossulus (common blue mussel), 6523 nucleotides long. RefSeq lists its product as uncharacterized. The record is from RefSeq and is a predicted model, not a curated record. Bases 259 to 2832 code for a protein of 857 amino acids. NCBI's taxonomy places the organism in Eukaryota, Metazoa, Mollusca, Bivalvia, Mytilida, Mytilidae. The transcript is spliced from 2 exons.
GAUCAAUAAAGUAUGGGUAUUUUGUGCCGGAUUAUUUUACCCAAUAUUCACACAGGUAGAACAUCUGAGCCGUGUACAUAGUACUUAGCAUGUCAUUAACAGGUACACAUGUAGUGUGGAACAGUUAUUAUUUAUUGUAAAAGACAUGAAGAUACUAUGAAGUUUUCGGGAGGCAAAUGUUUUGCUGAAUUCAUCAAGAGAUCUAUGGAGGACAGGUAAAACAUUUCAAACGGCGUCACUGUAACUAAGGUCAGGAAAAUGGCGGACCGGUUCAGGACUGUCGAUGAUGUUUAUGCGACAGUUAGAAAGUCACCGCCACAGAUUGCUGACAUUAUAUGGGAUGACAAACCAAGACAUCUUAAAGACUUAAUAGUACUGUGUCGAGACCGUAUGCCAUUUGUGGCCAAAAUUCAAAAAGGUACAAUUUCGAGUUACGUCCCCGGAUGGAGAAGUGACAGCUCAGACUCUCGUUCAGAUUCGGAAGAUGAAAUGGAAAAUUUAUUACAUGUUCUGGAAGUUCGUUGUCGUAAAAUAAUUAUUGUACAUCGGAUGCAGUGGAACCGACAGCAAGCAGAAUAUUUACCGUCAGAAAAAGAAAUUCAGCUCCCAAUAACAUACAAAGGCUGGUUUGAAGUGCUUCCAGAAGACGGAAGGGCGGUUGAAUAUUUCGAUUCCAUACAAUCAAUAGCAAACGUAAAACCCAAAAAGUUUUUGGUACGGACAUCCAUAGUUGGAUAUCACUUAACUAAUGAAAAUGGUCCAAGUAGCUGGCAGCCUUUAGAAGUGAAACCAGGAGACGUUUUAACCACUGGUAUUGUCUACAUGGACCAAAAGAAAGGCAAAUCUUCAAUGCGAACGUUUUUUAAACGAAUUCUGAAAUCUAGUAAACAUCACAAAAAAGACCAAGAACUGAAAUAUCUGCAAUGUUUUGAUGAUCAGGGUAAAGAAAUUAUGGUUCCGUUAAUAAUGACAGGUCUUUUUAGUCCAGUCGGUGAUGUGUCGUCAUGUAACUAUGAUGCAGUGUACGAACUUCACGAUCUAGUCAUGGCAUUCAAAUUACCAGUUAAAGCACAACUUGUACAGGAUAUCGAACAAGAAAAUCAAACUAUUGUACCAAAUGGUAUGAUAAUUCUUAAGGGGGUUCAAGAUGAAGAAGUGGUUGGUGUUGCUAAAUUUUCUACAACGGGAGAUAGAAAUGCAAUGUAUGAAAUCCCAGCUGAUGCUGACAUCCGGUUAGUAAAGGGUAUGACUAAGAGCAGAAAAUCACAGCGGCAUCGCGAACAUAUUGAACAGGAUGAAGUAGGAUCACCAAACACAGAAAUGUUACCAGAUCCAUUAUAUAUGAAUGAAACCUCCGAUCCUAUGUUACCAAUGCGAGUAAAAGUGAACAAAAAAUCAAAAGGUAGUGGUAUAUUAGAUAAACUGAGUGUCAGAUCAAAAAGUAAAAAAGAACGUGCUAGUUUAAAAGCUUUACAGACUGCGGGUGUAUUUUCCUCUAGAUUAAGUAAAAGUGAUAUGAAUUUGGAAGAUUUUUUUCAAGUAGGGGAUGAAGAUGAAAACAACGGUGGAACAACUGCAAAAACUGAUUCCGCAUCAAAUAACCCUAAAUAUAUUUCUGAAUUUGAUUCCAUAGAUCAGUGUUCAAAUAAUUUUCAAGACAACUCCAAAUCAGCAUCAUACGGCAUGAUGCGGCAAUAUCCUGUGCAAAAUCGUGAUCUUCCGCCUGUUCCAAAUAGCACCUCUUCACCAAGAACGGGUCAUUAUAGCGAUGCUGUUUACGAAGAACUACCUCCAGCACCUCAACCUCCGUCAUCACAACAUCAUAAUAAACUAUAUGGAUCACACGGAGAUGAAGAAGAUGGUUAUAUGUGUCCAGCUCAGGUCAAACAAAAAAUGCGGUCAGAAAAUCCAUACGGGACAAGUGGUGUUGUAAGAACAAAACCACCAGUUGCUCCUAAAGAAAACGCCAAACAAAUUCGUGCUCGUAAAGUACGUAGUGCAAUUCCCGGUAACAUACCAGACUAUGAAGAAUUCGAUAGUUAUUCAAAUAAUGCAAACAGGAAUCAAAUAUAUUCCUCACCAUAUAGAGCUACGGCACUAGCAGAAACAAAACGAAAAAGUUCAUUGGACGAAAGAAUAUUUAACGAUGAUCAAAAUUUAGAAACGCGAUCAAUGUCUGAUUGGAACCGAACGAAAUCGAGAUCUCAGAAAAAUUUAAAUUUCCCAGCUAAUGCAACUGUUCGAAGUCACAACUCUCGUCGUAUUCGUAAUGUGAUGGAUGUAUUCAAUUAUCAUGACUCGAUCAAUGAUCUAAGACAAAGCAAGGAAGCACUCAAUUCGGUAGUUCCAAGUAAUGUUGAUGACUACACUGAAAAUGAAGGACUUCGAGAAUCUCGUUCUUUUCCAACAGAAUAUGUUAGGUCUGCUUCAUAUGUGCUGUCAGGUGACCAGGAUACUCGUCGGUAUCCACGAUCGGCGUCAAAUUCUGGUUUUAGUGAUAUCUAUAGAGGAAACGACUCGGCAAUAUCUGGUGACUAUGGAUUUCAUGGAGACAGCGAGUUUAGUUAUAGUGAAUACUCGGAAUACAUUGAUGAUGGAUGGUUACCUCCGAAUGAUCUAGUUGGCUUAACUGUCAACGAAGUAUCCAAAUCAAUGAGGUAUAUCGGAAUGAAGGACCGUGUUGUAAUCAGACUCGCAAACGAACAAAUAGACGGAAACUUGCUCUGCUCAUUGGACAAAAAGUUAUUAAGAGAAGGAUUCCCUGAACUGAAUGCUUUAGAAAUCAAGAAAAUAGUUGAUUUUAUCAAUGGUUGGCGACCGAAGAAGAAGUAAAUGCCUGGUGCAAACGGGAAAUGUCUCUACAGAGUAAAGUGCGACAUGCUUAGUCAUUUUUCGUAUGACUAAGAUGGACAAAGUUUCGGUUAAAGACAUUUUUUGGAUGCUUAAGUGUUGAGAUUGACGCGUUAAAACUGACGGGUAAUUUAUAGCCUUCACGAUAAACUUAUGAUUUAGUUAUAAAGGCAGCAAAAAUGCAGGCAGCCUCAAGACGUUUGACGUACGAAAUGGCAAAUUUACACAGUAGAGUGCGAGUCUAAACUAAAGGGUACAUGUAUCAUCAUUAAUAUAUUGUCUUUUUUUUUAAUUUGAUAAGUUCGAGGGUAAGGUAUUUCUAAGUAAUGUAUUUUAGAAACAUGACUGCAAUUUUUGUAAGACUUACUUUUUAAGGACAGAUAAAUUAUGCACAUAUAACGCAAUAACACAAAUUUUAUAAUAGAAAAUAUAUUUAAUAAUAGUUCUAGUCAGCUUUGUAAUAUGUGUAGAUUUUCAAAUUUUUAAGUCAUAAGGCCAGUAUGACAUAUUGCCACCAUUUUUUCCACAGUCACUUGCCUCGGAAAUCUUUUCCCCUAUAUACCUUGAUUAUUUUAAAGUACGUAUAUAGAAAAAAAAAUCUGAGACAAGUGUCUGCAUUUUUCGUCGGUUAAAACGGUUUUCAUUGUUUCAAUAUUCACACUUUGCUUUAUCAGUCUUGGUGAUCAUUAUUUCGGAAUAUUCUACUCACAAACCAACAUAACUGCUGUUACUAAUUUAAAAAUGGAAAUCAAAUUUGCUGAUUAUAUAAAAUCUUUUUCGGUUUAACCGUCACUGGGAAUAAACGUUCUGAGCCAAUAUUUUACACGGUCGCAGAUGUACUACUUUAAAACACGGAGACACAUGUGAAAAAACGCGUUAAAGAAUGUCCAGAAACAAUUCGGAACAACUAUGUCUGAAGAGCAAAGAUCCCUUUUAUUCUAUAACUAACCAUACUAGUGUACGUGGUAAAUAGGUACAAUGUCCUAAGCACUCUUCGAAUAAAACUUACUGGAACUAAAAGUCCACUGGUCAACAAUUGGCAUCUACUUAAUGGAAGUAAAUUUUAAAGGAAUUUUGAAGAAUUUUCUUCUUUUAAUGAUUAACGAGACUAAUUCGUCAAUUGUUUUCUCAGAUUUCAGAAUUUGAAAUAAAGCUGUAUAAAUCUGUUAAAUGUUAAUCACAUAGCUCUGGUUGCUUCAGAAAUACGGUUUUAUCAUAAAAUAAAAAAUACUACGAAAGGUUAGAAAAAAAUGUAUAAACGAUUCAAUUUAGAGUCGACUUCAUUGAAAACUUUGAUUUCGAUCAACAAGAUUUCGAAUAAAGUAUUUUCAAAGUUUACAAUGAUUUCGUAAUCACAACCCGCAUUUCUUCAACUAUUUGCGCAAUUUUUUUUAUAUGUUUGCAUUUAGUUGGUAUAAAAUUUUGACUAAUGUAAGAAUCUUUUCUGCCAUGAACGCGGGCAUUCGUGUUAUACUGAUAUAUUUUAGUCUACUGUUAGUUUUAAUGAAUGUAUCAUUAUUUAUACUAUUAAGAAUAUGAUUUAUCACUUGUUAGAUCAUGCAUACAUGUAUUGUUAUAUAUUUUAUAACUGUUAUGUAACAAACCAUGACAUUCUUAUGUUUUAUUUUAAGUUAAUAUUAACAAUGAUUUAUUUUUAAAUAUGAAAUUAGUUGAUUAAAUUCUGACGUUAUCUCGACUUUUUCUAUAUAUGAUAUUCCAUUGUACGUAAAACAGAGACUCUCGUAGACUUCUUCAAGAUUUUGUGCUUUUACUCGUAUAUACCGCUUGUAUUUUUUUUAAAGAAGCAGCAACUAGUCGUCUUUGGUUCAACCUUGCUUGGUUUUUAAACUAAAGGACUUACGAAUGCACUUCACAACCCUACCCCGCAAGACAAAUAACAAAACGCCUCUGUAUUUUUACAAAGUCAUGGACGGAUUACUAGUAUCAUUGAUCAAACAUAAAAAUCAAUUAGGUAUAGAUAUUUCGGGAGGCCAAGAUCUAUAUAGUUUACUAUAGACAGCGCAGAAUUGGGAGCAUUUACACAUUCAACCGAAUUAUACCCCUACUCGCAGUGGCAGAAGUCCGAUAAAUUUUUAAUGUUUUUGAUGUCGUAAAAAUUAAAUACAAUGCCGUCUUCUUUUCUAGGCUUACCGAAUUAGACUUGAUGGGAUUCGUGUUGCUCAUUCUUUAUUUUUGUCGAGCCUCCGACUUUUGUCGAAAAAGCGAGACAUACCGAACCUAUAUUCCGUCGUCGGGGGCGUGCACCAAUAUUAACGCAGUCUCUGUGGUUAUUUAAAAGUCUUUUGAAAUUUUUAUUACUUUUUUAAACUAUCCUGGAUUUCUACCAAACUUGGACAGCCGCUCGUUUAUUAUCAAGAUAGUAUCUACAUGUAGAAGGAAAUUUGUAAACUUAUAUUUCCUGUUUUUCCGUAUGUUACUUAUAUAUAUUGACGUAGUUUUUAUUUUCCAUUUAACAUUACAUGCAAUGCAAAUUACAGUUAAAGUUCCUAAAACACUUAUUAUAGCUUCAUAAAGUAGGCGAGACACUGGGUUCCGCGGAAAUCUUACAUUUUUUUCUUAAACAGGACCCAUGCUGUUGUUUUGCUCUUAUCUACACGCGGCUAAGUUACAAUCAUCGGGUGGCAAGUUCAGAAAGACGCAGUGAUUGUUGUUACCACAUAUAGGAUUCAGGUGUAUCAUACACUAACUGAUUAUUUCAUGCGUUUUUCAAAUUGCCUUAAAAAAUAGAAUGACAUUUACAAAAUGCCUGCAAUUCAUUUUUUUGAAUGAAUUAUUUAAAAACACUUAACUAUUGAAAGUGCAGAACAACAAAAUAGUAUUACUUAUCAUAAGUACUGAAUUUUAAGGCUUGCAUUCGUUAAAGUUUGUACUGAAUUAUGCACCCACAAGAACCGAACUAGUCAAUUAUUUAUAAUUUCACAUUUUGGUGGCAGGAUCUGUUACACUUUUGUCCUGAUUUUUUGCAAAUACAUCGUUUAAUGUAAAAUCAAGUCUUCAGCAAAACAACCACGGUUUGUGAAACCUGAACUAGCACACUUUCAGCUUUGUCAAUUGUGACGGACAAUACUUUUUCUGACAAAAGACUAACACUGGAUUGUGUUUUGCUGAAUGCACAUCCAUGGAUAUCUUGUUUUGCAUGUGUUUCCCAUGGAUUCAAGUCUUAUUUGCAUGAUCAGAUUGCCCUAGUUUUUCUUAGCAGAGAAAUUAUCAAGCUGAAGCAGAUAUGUGCAUGUCGAGCGAUGCAUGAAUAUCAGGAGACGCUUACAAUGUUGAUGUACCAUUAUUGUCUCUUAUUGUUAUUUAACAAGAUUUCACAACGAUCAACUUCUGUUAAUUGAUGUACAAUAAGACAACAAUAUUUGUUAUUUAGAAUUAUUAAAUUAUUGUAUGGUGUAUGUGUCUGUCUGCAUGGUUUGGAGUUAUCUGACAUUGGUCUUAUUGUCAUGAAUCUUCGAUAAGUUUAGGUUUAUGUGAUACUUAUGGUAAAAUAAUACCAUUUAGAAUUUAUGCUUAAAAUCAAUCAAUAAUUUGGUAGUUUUGAUUUCGUGGAUACCAAUAAACCUUUUAUUGGUCAUUUAUUGUUCACAAAUUGAAUUAUCGAGCCUGUGUCGCUCACCUUUAUUAAUGUGCAUCUUCUACAAUGGCCAACUCA